UUUCAACUUUGUAGUGUGGUGGCUGCCCUGAAGUUCACAUUUAUUUCCGUUUGUAAGUUCUUAUUAUUCAUUUAUUCAAUGUUGGUGAAGUUAGUUGUGUGUUUUAACAUUUGACAGAAAAGAUAAAUUUAAAAAUACAAAAUGUUGAUAACGAAUUUGUGCCGCGCACCUGUUGUACGGGUUUUAAUAACAAAACCAUUUGUUCCUAGAAAUCAAGUUUUUAGAACAUAUGCACGAGGAGGUCGAGGAGAUCCAUAUGAACGUGGUCGAUCAGCCUUUGAACAGGUUACUAAACGACCAACGUUAAAAGAACGAUUAAUGGCUCCAGCAGGACCAAAUGCUUUUGGAAUUGGUCAGGGUGCAGUCGCAGGUGCAGCUAUUGUUGGUUUAGGUGCUUUGGGUUUUUAUGGAUUAGGAUUAUCAAAUCAAGCUGGUGCCGUUGAUAAAGCUAUGUUAUGGCCACCAAUAGUAAAACAACGAAUUAAGGAUACCUAUAUGUACUUUGGAGCAUCAAUAGCAGUAUCUGCUGGUAGUGCUCUUGCAGUGUUUAACAAUCCAACUUUAUUACGAUUAGUGACACGAAACGGAUGGAUGUCUUUGAUUGGAACAAUGGCUGCAAUGAUAGGAACAGGAGCCUUAGCUCAAAGCAUUGAUUAUAGUCCAGGAUUUGGUGCAAAACAAAUGGCAUGGUUACUUCAUGCAGCUGUUAUGGGUGGAGUAUUGGCACCUAUUGCCUUUAUGGGUGGUCCAAUUUUAAUAAGAGCUGGAUGGUACACAGCGGGUAUUGUUGGUGGCUUAUCAACCAUAUCGGUUUGUGCACCAAGUGAAAAAUUUUUGUGGAUGGGCGCUCCAUUGGGCAUGGGAUUAGGAGCAGUAUUUGCAGCAUCAUUGGCUAAUAUGUGGUUACCACCGACAUCGGUACUUGGUGCAGGUCUAUAUUCAUUUUCAUUAUAUGGUGGAUUAAUCUUGUUUUCUGGAUUUUUACUUUAUGAUACACAAAGAAUAGUUAAAAUAGCUGAAACUUAUCCAACUUACAUGGCCAGACCAUAUGAUCCAAUUAAUUCAGCAAUGUCAAUUUAUAUGGACACAUUAAAUAUAUUUAUUCGAAUGGUUAUGAUUUUAUCCAAUUCUGGUUCAAAAGGGCGACGAAAUUAAAGUAAAAAGCUUUUGGAAAGAACAAAUCGAUGUUGGAGCAAGAUUUUUUUUUAAAUUUAAAACGAAAACUUUUAAACAGUAUUUUCCCUUUAAAAUAAGU
Molecule: messenger RNA, 1255 nt
Organism: Chrysoperla carnea
Lineage: Eukaryota; Metazoa; Arthropoda; Insecta; Neuroptera; Chrysopidae
Product: growth hormone-inducible transmembrane protein-like
Exons: 7
Coding region: 142-1155 (337 amino acids)
Cellular component (GO): mitochondrial inner membrane
Source: RefSeq, a predicted model, not a curated record